AUGGGCUCAUUAGCACCUCUGGCCCAGCUGCUGGAUGCCAGCCUCGACCCGAGGACGAAUAAAGAGGCCGAGCUCAAGAUCCGCGCCGAAGAGAACAAGCCUGGUUUUGCCAUUUCUCUGCUCCAAAUCGCCGCCUCAAAUGACUUCCAAUACAACACCCGACUUGCCAGCGCCCUCUUCUUCAAGAACUUCAUCCGUCGGAACUGGACCGAUGUGGAGGGCAACUACAAGCUUCCUCAACAAGAUGUCACUGCCAUCAAGACAGAAAUUGUUGGACUGAUGAUAUCCGUGCCGCGGGGCCUCCAAACCCAGCUAGGCGAAGCGAUCAGUGUGAUCGCAGACAGUGAUUUCUGGGAGCGGUGGGAUACAUUGGUCGACGAUCUGAUAUUCCGCUUGAAGCCAGAUGACCCGAUCAUCAAUGCUGGCGUUCUUCAAGUCGCACACUCGAUCUUUGCAAGAUGGCGGCCGUUGUUUCGGUCUGAUGAGCUAUUCACGGAAAUCAAUCAUGUGCUGACAAAGUUCGCCCAGCCAUUUCUAACGCUAUGGCAGUCCUUGGAUGCCUAUAUUGAGAGCCAUAGCAAUGAUAAGGCAGCUCUCCAGAAUGCUUUCGCCGAGCUCGACCUUGUCCUCCAGCUGUUUUAUGACCUGUCAUGCCAGGACUUGUCUCCAGUCUUCGAGGACAACCUAGAAGGCAUAUCGGGGCUGCUGCUAAAAUAUCUAAGAUACAACAACCCUCUCCUGCAAACCGACGACGAGUCCGAAGCGGGGCCGCUGGAGAACACAAAGUCUAACAUCUUUGAAGCGCUGACUCUCUACGUUGGCAAAUAUUAUGAUGACUUUUCCAAGCAUGUUCGGGGCUUCGUUGAGAGUUCAUGGCACCUAUUAACAACUACUGGACCCGAACCAAAGAAUGAUAUCCUCGUUAGCAAAGCCCUCUUGUUCCUGACCUCCAUUGGUGGGAUCGCAGAACAGGCGCAGACGUUCGGCGAUGCCUCAGUUCAGACGGAAAUUGUCGAAAAAGUCAUCCUGCCGAAUGUGGCACUGCGAGACUCUGAUAUCGAAAUCUUCGAGGAUGAGCCGAUCGAGUUCAUCCGAAGAGACCUUGAAGGCUCAGACAGCGAGACCCGUCGAAGAGCAGCGGGAGAUUUCCUGCGUCAACUCAGCGAUCAAUUCGAACAAUCCGUCACGACUAUCGCGAUGAUGUACGUCGACAAGUGCUUGCAAGAGUUCAGCGCGAAUCCGCAGGAGAAAUGGAGGGCCAAGGAUACAGCAGUGAGCCUGUUCCAUGCCUUGGCCUCCAAAGGAGCAACAACCGCCGCUCAUGGAGUUACCAAAACCAACAGUCUGGUAGACAUUGGUGACUUUUUCUCCAAACACCUUGCCAGCGACCUGCAGAAUGAAAGCGCUCAGCCCUUGAUCAAGGUCGAUGCGAUCAAAUAUCUCUACGUCUUCCGAAGUAUCAUCACGAGAGAUCAAUGGCAGGCAGUCAUGCCGUUGCUUGUCAAUCAUCUCGGGAACUCAAACUACUGUGUCUAUACUUACGCAUCUGUCGCUGUUGAGAGGGUUUUGGCCAUGACCGACGGAACCGGGCGACCCGUCAUCGACCCUGCCAGUAUACGACCGCUAGCAGGCAGUCUCGUUGAACACCUUUUCAGCCUGGUGGAGAAGGAUCCGGCCCCACAAAAGGUCCAGGAGAACGAGUUUGUUAUGCGCUGUAUUAUGCGAGUUUUGAUCGUGCUGAAAGAUGGUAUUUCUGCGGUAGCCGAGAGUGUACUGCGGCAUCUGAGCACCAUCACAACCAUCAUCGCGUCCAACCCAAGCAAUCCAAGAUUCUACUACUAUCAUUUCGAAAGUCUAGGCGCUCUCAUUCGCUUCACACCACCGGCGCAGGCGGAUGCCCUAGCAUCUCACCUGUUCAACCCCUUUGCAGCGAUACUUGCUAAUAGUGUCGAGGAGUUUACCCCCUAUAUCUUCCAACUGAUGGCUGCGAUGCUCGAGGCGGAACCCAGCAAGCCCUUACCUUCGGAGUACAUACCCUUGAUUGCGCCCAUCCUUGGUCCUACGCUUUGGGAUCAGCGAGGCAAUAUCCCAGCCUUGGUCCGACUUCUGUCAGCUAUUCUUCCUCGCGCGGCCAAUGAACUAGUCAGUGGCAACCAAGUCGAAAAUGUUCUGGGUAUCUUCCAGAAGUUGGUGUCGACCAAGGUGAACGAGGGCUAUGGUCUUGAUCUCCUGGAAACGGCGAUUUCGACUUUCCAGCCCUCUACGCUUGAGCCUUACUGGGUCCAUGUCUUGAACAUCCUGCUCACGCGACUACAAGGCAAACACUCUCAAUCCUUCCAGCUCCGAUUUGUUCGAUUCUAUCACUUUACUGCCUCCCUCGACGACAAGGGCCUGGGUGUUGACUUCUUUGUUGCCGCUACCGAUCGCGUUCAGCAGGAUGUUUUCCGCCAGCUGUACCUGCAAAUCAUUUUGCCGAAGACGCAAGAAUUGGCUCGUCCUUCUGAUCGCAAGAUAGCAGCCAUUGCCCUCACGAAAACGUUGGCGGACUCCAAGGCCUUUGUCGAACGCUAUCCGAAGGGCUGGCCGCUGACUUGUAAUGCACUGCUCAAGUUGCUUGAAGACCCGCCAGUUGUGUCAAGAGGCGACGACGCCAUCGCCGAGCUCGACGUGGAGGACAGCAGCUUUGGUGUGGGGUUCACUCAACUAAACACAAUCCGACGUUCCACGCCGGACCCUUUCCCCGAGGUGACGGACCUCAGGAAGUGGGUAGGUCAAUACCUCAAGGUUGCCGAUCAGAGACAUGGAGGAAGGAUAGGCAAGGUGGUCAAUGAGGGUUUGAGCCCGGAUGCGAAGAAGGUGUUGCACGCUUACAUGACCUUGUAA
Molecule: messenger RNA, 2883 nt
Organism: Cladophialophora yegresii CBS 114405
Lineage: Eukaryota; Fungi; Ascomycota; Eurotiomycetes; Chaetothyriales; Herpotrichiellaceae
Exons: 2
Coding region: 1-2883 (960 amino acids)
Biological process (GO): protein import into nucleus; protein export from nucleus
Cellular component (GO): cytosol; nuclear envelope
Molecular function (GO): small GTPase binding; nuclear export signal receptor activity
Source: RefSeq, a predicted model, not a curated record